Molecule: messenger RNA, 635 nt
Organism: Dioscorea cayenensis subsp. rotundata (Guinea yam)
Lineage: Eukaryota; Viridiplantae; Streptophyta; Magnoliopsida; Dioscoreales; Dioscoreaceae
Exons: 5
Coding region: 107-565 (152 amino acids)
Source: RefSeq, a predicted model, not a curated record
AAAUGCAAAAAAACAAAACAAUGCACAUACAUGUGGUCGUAAAAGUUUUGCACGAAUUAGGAAAGAAAUAGAAAAUGAAACUGGGAAAGAGCCGGAUCGUCUUACAAUGUGGGAUGCAACUCAUAAAAAGAAAGAUGGUAGCUAUGUAAAUGAAGAAUUUAGAAAGAAAUUGGAAGCAGCACAUGAUCUCCAAGUUAGUUACACAAGCUCAAGUGCAAAUUUUGAACAAAAUGAAAUCAAUGAAAUGGUAUUUCAAAAGAUUUAUGGAGCUGAACAUAAUGGUAGGGUGCGUGGUUUGGGAUUAGGCCCUACUCCAAGUAGGUAUUUUAGUGUCAUAUCGAAAUUCACUAGCACAAGUGCUUCAACUACUGACAACAAUCAUAAAGCGGAGUUGGAGAAUGUUAAAUUAGAAUUGGCUGAGAUGAAGGAUAAAUAUGAGAAGCUAAGCUCAGAUUUGGCUGAUAUGAAGGAGUUAUUUGGAGGCUUUAUGGCUGAACGAAGUUUAAAUGAUAGGAUGUCUAAAGCACCCGCCGAGGAAGUUGAAGAUGUUGCAUCUGUUGACUGAUAUCACUGGACAAAAUCUAAACAUCAUGUGGCUCAAGAGAUUUUGGAGAAUUCAUGUUUAAAGAUCAAGA